Penicillium egyptiacum is the source of this 1707-nucleotide messenger RNA. The record is from the annotation of a GenBank genome assembly. NCBI's taxonomy places the organism in Eukaryota, Fungi, Ascomycota, Eurotiomycetes, Eurotiales, Aspergillaceae.
AUGGGCGCUUCCCCAAACGCAACAGCUGGUACGGCUCAAAUUGCCUGUCUUAAUUGCCGCCAGCGUCACCAGAAAUGUGAUGGCAACAUUGCAUCCUGUGAGCGAUGCGCCAAGUCCAACCUCAUCUGCCAAUAUAUCCCAUCUCGACGUGGCCUUAGGUUUCCUCCAGAAAGAGAACCCCAGUUCUUGCACGCGACUUCAUUAGAACCCUCUACGCCUGCCGACUUGUGGUAUCCACAUGUCGAUCUAAAUAUCCAUCAACAGGCAAACAUGGAUAUCGCUUCCCCAGAUAUUCUGGUCUCCGAUGACUCCUUCGGGGUAGACAACUUCUUCCUGUCUUUUAGUUCGGGGGACACGCAACUUUGUGAUGACUAUCGCACUGAGACUUUCUCCAUGCCCCAUGACACGAUGUCCAUCGAUCAACCUAUCCUAUCAAGACACGAUGUGCCAUCGCAGGGUGAUUUCGAUACCCCCCUCAUAGAAUCUUAUUACAUGUACUUCCAUCCAAGUCACCCGCUACUACCCCCGCUAAAGUCUCUUCUGCGGUUGAGGCCCCCACACUAUCUCUUGCGAACAAUGGAAUUCACCGCUCUACACUAUGUCUCCCGCGCCAGUACAGAUCUCACCCGUCGAGAGAUUGUCCCCCUAGUGUACAACGCGGACGAUGCCGUCGAAAAGGUUCAGGCCCUGAUCAUACUGUCUAUUGUUCUUCACUCGCGUGACGAGCCCAAAGAAGCUCGGUAUUGCCUCGCCCAAGCCAUCCAACUUGCCUUCAAGUUGAACAUGCAUCACAAACACUUUGCAGAGGAAAGCGCCCUCGGUGAUCUAGUUCGUGAGGAGAGCUCGCGUCGCACCUGGUGGGAGCUGUUCAUCGUAGACGUCACUCAAGCUGCUCUUCAGUUCGGAAGCACUCUGAUCAUCAAUCUCGACCGGCUGGAACCUUUUCUCCCUUGCGAAGAAGAGAGCUUUUGCGACGAACUCUCGGUCUUGGAGAGUCUCACUCUCAAAGACCUGGAAGAUCGUGCCUUUUCAAAACGAGUGGUCAAUGUCUCCUCAUAUGCGUAUCGCAUUGAAGCAUGCAUACUUCUUCGAGAUGUGCUCGGCCUUACAAGGGCAGCCAACUCUUGUCCACAAACCUACAAAGUUCUCGAUGCCAAGAUAACAGGCUGGUUUUAUCACUUGUCAGGAUCACACCGGGGACCUAUCAGCUCCGAUGGGAAGUCCAAUGAAAUGAUAAUACAAGCCAUCAUGCUUGUUCACUGCGCUUCAAUCUUCCUUUCUCUUCCCCGGUCCCCUGUCUUUCCGUCCUCAAGGAUCAUGGAGACAUUGAUAUGUGGCGGCAGCCUCGGAAAAAAUGACAUCCGCCUACCCUUCUCUCAUUUACACACUGCCAAAGCUGCGAAAGCUGCGAUUGGAAUCUCAGAAUUGUCGUGUUUGCCAGUUCCGGCUUCUAGCCAUACCCCUUUCUACACUUGUUUUCUCGUCUUGAGCUCCGUAACCCAGCUUGUUAUCUGCCUCUCGGAUCGGCAACAUCUUCUUGAGAAGUAUGUUCCGUUCCUCUCCAUGAAUAUUGGUGUCUUGAAAUCAUUGCGUUCUAUAUGGCCAAUUGCCACUGGUUCCUCCGAUCGGAUUCAAAACUGUAUCUGGGACUUUUUCAGGGGUGACAGUGAAGAUCGGAGUACUCCAGAUAUUGCGUUACCCAGCUGA